Molecule: messenger RNA, 1085 nt
Organism: Hydra vulgaris (swiftwater hydra)
Lineage: Eukaryota; Metazoa; Cnidaria; Hydrozoa; Anthoathecata; Hydridae
Product: calbindin-32
Biological process (GO): regulation of cytosolic calcium ion concentration
Cellular component (GO): synapse; nucleus; neuron projection
Molecular function (GO): calcium ion binding
Source: RefSeq, a predicted model, not a curated record
AUCUUCAAAGCUUUCGUCGCAAUUGCCGAGAUAGCAACUUUUUUUUUGAAAAAAGAAAUAGGAAAAUUUUGAUUGUAUCCUUUAAAGAAACUUUAAAGGUUUUUAAAAUAACAUGUCUGCAUUGCAACCGUUUGUUUCCGAGUUUAAAGGAAAAACAAAAAUAUCGUCCGAAGAGUUUGUCAAAAUCUUUAGCGAAUUCGAUAAAGAUGGAAAUGGUUUUAUUGAAGCUGGCGAACUUGAUAGUUUUCUUAAAGAAAUUUGUGGAGAUAACGAAAAGGAUUUAAAAGAGUUCAAAGAAAAUUUGUUAAAAAAAUAUGAUGAGAACUUUGAUGGAAAAAUUUCAAUGAAGGAGUUGGUGAAGGUUUUGCCUACAGAUGAGAAUUUUCUUCUUCAAUUUCGUGAGUCACACAAACUUCACAUUGCAGAUUUUUUAAAGCUUUGGUACCAUUAUGAUACUGACAGAAGUGGAUUUUUAGAAAGAAGUGAACUAAAUGGGUUUCUUCAUGAUCUAUUGAGUAAGCAAAAUGAAAAUGUUUCUCCACAACGUAUUAAUGAUUAUGCUGAGGCUAUGAUCGAACUGUUUGAUUCAAAUAAUGAUGGGAAGAUUGAAUUGAAUGAACUUGCAAAGAUAAUUAGUGUCGAAGAAAACUUCUUGAAGAAUUUUGAGGAAGUCAGCAUGGAUGAAUUUGAAAAAAUCUUUGCUCACUAUGAUCAGGAUGGAAAUGGUUAUGUAGAGGGAACAGAACUUCUUGGGUUUAUUAGAGACUUAAUGGCUUCAAAAUCAGACGUUAUCAAGAGUACAUCCACUAAGGAUUUAGAGUCGUAUCAAAAAAUAAUUAUGGAGUGCAUUGACGAAGACAAUGAUGGGAAAGUGUCAAAGGACGAAUUGAAAUUGUUGUUUAAAUGAAAAACUGCUUAAUCACUUUUGAAAAUUUACUUAAUUUAUAGAUUUUACUCCGAAAAAUGUCGAAUGUUUAUCGGGUAAUCUGAUAUUAUAAAAGGGUUUCAUAGUUCAUAUUUCAUCUUAUAUAUUUAAUAUUACAUAUUAUAAAUAUUACGCACGCAAAUAUAUAUAUAUAUAUAUA